AUGGCUCUCUCCUUCCGCCAAAUGACUGGUGCUCCCAACAGCACUGCAUCCCCAUCCGACUCCGCACUCAUCAUCAUUGACGCACAAAACGAGUAUGCGUCAGGGCACCUUGCUGUCACAAAUGCUCCUGAGAGCAGGAAGUCCAUCGCCAGCUUGCUCGAGAAGUACCGCGCAGCCAACGGAAAGAUCAUCCACGUGUUACACAGAGUGCCAGAGGGUACCCCAGUCUUCACACCCGGAACUGAGCUUGCGCAAGAGUUCAAGGAAUUGACCGCAAAGGACGGCGAGCCAGAGAUCUGGAAGCAGCACCCAGGAUCUUUCGCAGGUACCAACCUCCAAGAGACAUUGCAGAAGUGGGGUAUCAAGAAGGUUGUCCUGACCGGUUACAUGGCACAUGUCUGCGUUUCCACAACAGCACGCCAGGCAGCCCAAGAGGGUUACGAGGUUAUCAUCGUUGAGGAUGGCAUCGGUGACCGUGACAUUCCUGGUAUGACCGGCGCAGAGGUCACCAAGGCUGUACUCAACGAGUUGGCAGAUGCCUUCGGCACGGUCCUUCAGAGCAAGGAUAUCAAAUAA
Molecule: messenger RNA, 576 nt
Organism: Plenodomus lingam JN3
Lineage: Eukaryota; Fungi; Ascomycota; Dothideomycetes; Pleosporales; Leptosphaeriaceae
Gene: ISC1
Product: phospholipase C type enzyme
Source: RefSeq, a predicted model, not a curated record